AAAGGAUCUACCCAACCCACCUAACACUAUACUGAGGAACCUGUCACUUGUACAUAUAUUUCAACACUGACGUCGUUUUGAGGAGUGUCGGUGUACAGGAUGGCUGCCAUGACAGCCAGUGUCCUUAACAAUUUUGCUGACUUAGCCCUCUCCUUACCAUCUCCUUCCCUGGAAACAACCAUCAAACAAAACCCCACAGUAGUUGAUUCAACAGGUUAUGAUGGUCGGACAGCCCUCCAGAAGGCAGUGAUGGUAGGAAACCUGCCUGUGGUGAGACUGCUGCUACAGUAUGGUGCAGACCCAAACCUCAGAGCAAAGUCAGGUGAGACAGCUGUACAUAUAGCUUGUUGCAGAGGACUACUUAAUGUGGUUGUGACACUGCUCAAACAUGGAGGGGAUCCUAUGGUUGUUGACGGAGCAGGAAGAGUAGCCAUACACUGUGCAGCGAUUGCUGGAUCAAUGGUUCUUGUGCAAUACCUAGCAGAAGUUUGUGAGGUCAAUUUAGAAGCAGAGGAAAAUCGUGGCUGCUCCCCCCUUCACAUUGCUGCUGCAUGUGGACACCUUGGCCUCGUGCAGUAUCUUGUACAAAGCAAAAAAGUGAAUCGCACAAAGUUGGACAAUGAGGGCAACACAGUGCUACACUCAGCAGUCACAGGGGGUGUGUCGGGUGUGUGUUGGACGAUAGUGUACCCUGGUGCUGAGCAACUCCUCACCACCCCUAACACAGCUGGCCUUACACCUGCUCAAGGUGCCCAUGCCUCCACCUCCAUUUCUCCAGAUUGCCGUAAGUGGAUUGACAGGUGGACAAGACAGUAUGAGCGCAGUGGAGGAGUGGAAUCACCUCGUUGGCCAUGGCUGAUCCAGCUGUUAACUCCAGCUGCUAUUUUUUAUAUUGGAAUUUUACUAUCAGUAUUUGCCAUGCCACAUCACCAGGAUGGCUGGACUUCCCAUGUUCAUAGUUGCCUCGCAGUCUUGACUCAUAGCAGCAUCGGAUAAAGCAUCCUGUCAGGUGGCCCAAUCCAAUGUAUCUAGGAGCAUAUGGGGGAGGACUCUUUUCAACGAUUGCUUGCUACUUUAUAGGGAUUGAAGCACAUCGACACGAACCCAUCAUCAUCUCGUUAAUAAUUUGGACCACGAUACUCUUUCAUCUCAUUAUCUUCUAUAAGCUAGUCACAGGUGACCCUGGAAUAGUUAGAGCAGAGGGACCUCUUCAGGAAGUGUUGCGAGGUGUGGGUGAGGGGGUAGUCUGAGGAUAUUGUUCUGAGUGCCAGUUGGCCUCACCUCCUCUCUCCCACCACUGUCGUCUGUGUGUGGAAUGCCACCACCAGACAGACCACCACUGUCUCUUCCUUAAUACUUGUGUGGCAGCAAACAAUCACUGGCACUUUGUAAUGUUCAUUGUGUCACACAUAAUUCUUAUGGUUGGAUUUUUGCAAGCAGCAUACAGAGCUACCAUACCUCAGACUUCUCAAGGAGACUGGGUUGACCAUUUAGUGGCACAUGUAUGGUACCUAAUGGAUGAAAACAUGUGGACCCUCCUCAUGAUGCUGUGCAAUGGAGCCUCCUUGAUAUGGGCCUUUCAUUUUUGGGGCAAUCAGUUUCAAGUUAUAGGAUCACAGCAGACAACUCUUUGCCGACUUAAGUUAGGAAACCCUCUGACAAAGCCAACGAGAAGAGAGAAAAUGAAGAAUGUGUGGAGCUUUCUUAUCCGUGGCAGAGUUCCUUUAAGUAAUCAGACACAUUACUUUAAUCAGGUGUAGUUGUAAAAAGUAUAAACCCCCUUGUGUAUGAUGACGACACCUUGAGUACAAUGACUUAACCCCUUGAAUAUGAUAACUUAAUUUUUCAGAUAUGAUACUAGUCUCUUGAAGAUGGUAAUUUAACCUUUUAAGUAAGAUAUAUGACUUGUACUAAAGGGUUUAAUGUCAGUACUCAGGGGGCUAAGCAUAGAACUCAGGUGUUAAUUAUUGUAGUCAAGGGGCUAAGUCAUAUUGAAGGAGAUAAAGGUGUUGUGUAAAUUUGUAGUCUGUGGUAAUUGCUGUGAGCAUGUACUUGAUUAUAUUUAGUGAUUUAAAGGUACAAUCAGUUUUUACACAAUUUUUUUACAAGAUAUGUUUAUAUGUACAUUUUUUAGCAUUUGUAUGGUUCAAUUUCUGUAUGAGCUGGUGGUCAUCUUCAAAAGAAUCAGACCCAUAGUUAUACAUUGUGCUAAAUGGUAUGUUGGGAUCUUAGAAAAUAAUCAGUGAUUAAAAUUACAUUUACUUGCAAAUUUCACAAAUUACUGGUCUUACAAUGACUUGCUUGACCUUGUGAAUAUAAAAUGCCAAUGAAAGAUAACUUCAGUGUGUUUACGCUUUGUGGUGGUUGAUGUUGUUCUAGCUGAGGAAAAAUAUAUAUGUAGUGUUGGAAUUUAGGUGAAAAGAUCUGAAACUAUGAGCAUUUACUUUAACACCAACUUUUAUAAUUUAUUUUAAUUAAGUAAUACAAUGUCCAGCAAUAUACAAGUAAUGUGGCAGGUGAACAGUGAAAGUACGUACAGUACAGUACAAUGCUGUAUACAGGAAGACCACUUAUAGUUAAUAUUACAUUAAAAGAUUUGAAAACUAAACCAUAUCUCUGGGUUAUAAGUUCCAUUAAUCUUGUACACUGACUGUAGAAACAAAAAUACAUGUUGGCACACAAUAUCUUACCAAUGGUAGAAACA
Messenger RNA from Homarus americanus (American lobster), 2704 nucleotides. RefSeq names its product putative ankyrin repeat protein RF_0381. Gene Ontology annotation, molecular function: protein binding. Lineage: Eukaryota; Metazoa; Arthropoda; Malacostraca; Decapoda; Nephropidae. The transcript has 11 exons. The record is from RefSeq and is a predicted model, not a curated record. Bases 100 to 996 code for a protein of 298 amino acids.